Molecule: messenger RNA, 532 nt
Organism: Ciona intestinalis (vase tunicate)
Lineage: Eukaryota; Metazoa; Chordata; Ascidiacea; Phlebobranchia; Cionidae
Source: RefSeq, a predicted model, not a curated record
CUUAAAUCAUGCUCUACGUUAUUUAUCGCCGCUCUCAGUGAAAACGAAAGCCCGUCAUCCAGCGAUAUCAUGAAUAUCUUGGGCAGCGUCGGCUUCGACGUAGAUGAUGAUAAACUUAACAUUGUCAUCAAGAAGGGAAAGAACUUGGAAGAAGGAAUUGCGGCAGGAAAUGAAAAAAUUGCAAGCGUACCAUCUGGUGGUGCUGUUACUGCCUCUAGUGGUGGUGCGGCAGCCGCAGAUGAGGCCCCCAAAGAAGAGGCGAAGAAAGAGGAGUCUGAAGAAGAGUCCGAUGAUGGCAUGGGAUUCGGGUUGUUUGUAAAACUAAUAAAGAAUCCUCUACGAAAAAAAAGUUGGUUCUGCACCAAGCAGACACUUAACAAACAUUACGAAGCUUGAUCGACCAGCUACACCAUUGUCAUGGUAUGUUAGCACGUUAUUGAGGAUAUUCUAAUGUCAACAUUUUAAAGCUUUCUAUAUUUUUCUACUUGUAACUUUCACUGUAUAUGAAAAGCAGCAUUCAGCUGAGAUUAAU